Funneliformis mosseae is the source of this 297-nucleotide messenger RNA. NCBI's taxonomy places the organism in Eukaryota, Fungi, Glomeromycota, Glomeromycetes, Glomerales, Glomeraceae. The record is from the annotation of a GenBank genome assembly.
AUGCAGCUGAAGUAUAGUCAAUGUUUUGAUAUAGAAAUUGAUGAGCUUGAUAUGUUACUUCUUCAACUUUCAGAAAAAGAUCUUAACGCGUAUGAAUAUAUACAUAUUGAGGAUGAAAUAUCAGAGAGUGGACUUACUGAUGACGAAAUUGUUGAUACAGUUUUAAAUAUAAAUAAAGAAAGGAAAAAUAUAGACGAAAUUGAAUUUAUUCCUAUAUUGGAAAAAGUUAGUCCAACAGAAGCUGAAAAAUUUAUAAGUGAAACUAUGAGAUUUUAUAUGAACAAGAACGCGAAUUUG